Daphnia carinata is the source of this 1131-nucleotide messenger RNA. RefSeq lists its product as uncharacterized. Bases 1 to 1131 code for a protein of 376 amino acids. Lineage: Eukaryota; Metazoa; Arthropoda; Branchiopoda; Diplostraca; Daphniidae. The transcript has a single exon. The record is from RefSeq and is a predicted model, not a curated record.
AUGUUGAAAACACAAGUCACGCCGGUGAAAGGUCUCACGAUUCCACGUUUGGAGCUACAAGCUGCCGUAGAAGGUCUCAACAUCGCCCUCACGAUUUGCCGUGAACUAGAAAUCGAUUUGCGCCAAGUGACCUUCCACUCGGACUCACAAACGGUGUUGCAGUGGAUACAUUCCAAAACUUGUCGAUUUGAAGUCUUCGUCAACAACUGCAUUGGAAAAAUACUCCGGAACACAGGUCGUCGACAAUGGCGUCAUGUUGCUGGAGACUUAAACCCAGCGGACCUCAGCAGUAGGGGUAUCGACCCAAAGGGUGUCAACAAACUGGUACACUUUUAUCGCGGGCCAUCUUUCCUGAAUCUAGACCCCUCGGAGUGGUACACUUGGGAAGAGAUCGCGGAGCCGGAAGAACGAGACGUAAACGUGAUUCGUGUCUUGGCAGUCAAAAUCGAAGAUGAAAAUCAUGUCAUCGAUCGAUGUGUCGCACGUUUUUUCAGUUUGUUGAGACUUCAACCAGGGCUGGCCUGGAGUAAAAGAUUUGCCAACAACGCCAGAGCGAAACUACGUGAUGAAAAACCCAUGGUCGGAGAGCUAACGGUAGAAGAAAUGGUAACAUCACUGACAAAAUGCAUUGUACGUGAACAGGAAUUGGCCUUUGCUGAAGAAUUUCACGCCCUUCGCAAGACUCUGGAAUGGCCAAUCAGAUCAAAACUUCGCACCUUCAAGCCUUUCUUGGAUGAAGUCGGACAGAUGCGAAUUGGCGGACGUAUACUUCAAGUGCCGAUCGACUAUGCAGCUAAGCACCCCAUACUUCUACCAGCAUCUCAACCUUUAACAAAAAGGAUAAUUUGGGAUCACCACGUAAGACACAUGCACGUCAGGACAGAAAGAUUGCUGACAGACCUACGUUCACGCUUUUGGAUACUUUCCGGAUGCAAAGUUGUAAAAUCUGUCAUCAACAACUGCUGGCCUUGCAAACAGACUUCGGCGAAACCUAGUCCUCCGUUGAUGGCUUCACUACCAGUCCAUCGUUUAACACCCCAUCUGCCUGCGUUCACGUACACAGGAAUCGACUACUUUGGACCCUUGACUGUACGAGUUGGUGGACGGGGACGAAGACAUGAAAAACGUUGA